Molecule: messenger RNA, 4986 nt
Organism: Xiphophorus maculatus (southern platyfish)
Lineage: Eukaryota; Metazoa; Chordata; Actinopteri; Cyprinodontiformes; Poeciliidae
Product: alpha-(1,3)-fucosyltransferase 9-like
Exons: 2
Coding region: 2923-4023 (366 amino acids)
Cellular component (GO): membrane
Molecular function (GO): alpha-(1->3)-fucosyltransferase activity
Source: RefSeq, a predicted model, not a curated record
CUGUACAAUCACAAGAUUAAACAAAUAAAAAUCAAAAUUAAAACACAUAAAAACCAACAAUGCAGUGACAUAAAACACUCUAUAUAAUACAUAAACAUACCCAGAUAAAUACAGAAAAGCAGCAUCUCAAACUGAAUCAAAGGCCAACCGAAAAAGGUAAGUCUUAAGAGCAGAUUUAAAAAUUGCUAAAGAGGGGGCCUGUUUUACCAACAUAGGUAAAGAAUUCCAAAGUUUGGGAGCUGCAACAGCAAACGCCCUGUCUCCUCUCUGCCUCCUGGAAGUCCUCGGCACCUCCAGGUUCAUUUGGCUCGCUGAUCUAAGAGCUCGAGGAGGACAGUGUAUAUGUAGCAGCUCAGAGAGAUAGGAGGGAGCAAGGCCAUUUAAAACAGCAAGGAAGAGCAUUUGCACCUUUUACAGAUGUUGUUAGGCUGGAAAUCUCCACCAACAACACAAUAAUAAUAAUAAUAAUAAUAAUAAUAAUAAUAAUAAUAAUAAUAAUAAUAAUAAUAAUAAUAAUAAUAAUAAUAAUAAUAAUGUUUAUCUUUUUGUUUGUGUGUUUUUUAGUGUAUCAAAUGUUAUGGUACAUUAUUGUGCAAACUGUCCUAGGAAUAGGAAAAGUUGUAGCAUUUUAAUCAAUGAGCCAUGAAGUCUAAAUUAGAUUAAAACAACAUGCAACUAACAAGUAACUAGGAAUAAAAAAUAAGAUACUAUAGUACUGUUUUAAACUAGUGCAGUUAAACCAGUUAGGCAGUACGUGUGGAUUUUUUAUGACUACAUAAUUAAGCAGCGGUUUCAGAUAAAUACCUGAAACCAAAAACAAUUACCCUGUUCAGGUGAUGCUGGGAAACUGAUUUUCAUAGUUUAACCCAGGAUUAAUGACUCUGGCAUGCUAUGAAUUUGGUAAUCAACAAGGUCCAACCAUCAGACCCACUUGCCAUGACAGGGUCAAGAGAAAGAAAACUGUGCUACACAUAAUUGGCUUGGCUGAUAUCUUACUGAUGUCAGCAAGAUAUCAGUAAGAGCCACGCUCAAAUAGUUUUGUGCAAGUAUGGACAUGAUAGGAAUGUCAAACCAUCACAGAGCUAAUCAGGAAGGAGCAGUGUGACCCAUAAAUGAUCCAGAUGAAUGAGAUGAUGUAUUUUGGUUGGAAAGGUGGGCAGAUUGGCAAAAGAACAAAAGUCAAAGAUCUUGUGAAGAUGCAGGCUGAAGCUGCUAAGACAACGUGUCCUGUACCAACAUUGGUUGAAAAGGACAUUGGUUCUGGCGCAAAUGGGAUAAAACAACAUUUACCCUAAACAUACAACCAAAGGGCUUGAAGAAAACAAAAUAAAUGUUUUAGAAUUGCCAUCACAAACCCUUGAUCUCAAUCCUGAAGAGAAUUUGGGGGAAGAUCUGAGAAUGUGUAUGACAGCGAGGUGACCUACCAACCUGGCUCAGUUAUGCCAGUUCUGUUAGGAGGAAUAUGCUACAAAUCAACAAACUAUUGUGAGAAGCUAGAGGAAGGAAAUCCAAAACAUUUGCCCCAAGUCUUACAACUCAAAGACAUUGCUAAUAAAUACAAAGGAAAUAUGUGUAAACCUCUGAUUUUGAAGACAUUAAUAAAAGCUUCUCUCAUUGUUGUGGUAUUUAGUAAAUAGAAAUAAGUUACGUCUUUCUGUCUAACUUAAAAUAGAUAGACAGAAAGGUCUUAUCUAAAAAGUCGUAUGUGUCUGUGUUAGGUCUAUGUAAACUUUUGGUUUCAACUGUUUGCUGUUGAGGAUGAACAGAAGCUUUUAGCAUCUAAAAUAUGACCUGAAAACUAAGUUUAAGUGUUAAUGUCAUAGAAAAAGCCUUGCUAUGAUUAUAAAGAUAAGAAAUGAUGAAAAGACAGGAUUUUUAUAAAAUCCUAGUCUGGUUAAUAUAGCAGCAAUAAACUUUGCUAAGGUGCAAAUGCAGGCCUGCAUGCUCAGGGAUGUGUAUGCAGAACAUCUUUACCUACAUGUUUUCAUGGUGCUGCUUAGCGAAUAAGAGUGCUGAUAGUGCAGAAACCAUCCAUACAUCCAUCCAUUUUCUAACACCCUUGUCCCUAGUGGGGUCGAGAGGUGCUGGUUCCUCUCCAGCUAACAUUCCGGGCGAGAGGCGGAGUCACCCUGGACAGGUCACCAGUCUGUCGCAGGUGCAGAAACCACUUGUGUAAAUCAAAACAUCCCACAGAAUGUGAGAAUCUUUAGAAAGCAAUCUUGUGCAAACUUGAUACUGAAGAACUGAAGUGAUAAUAUUUAAACAGGCACAGAACAAAAAAAUAUAUACUUUUGAUAUUCAUGAUGUCAACUUUGUAGCGUAUAGAAGUCACAUAAUACGGUACUUUAAUGCUGUCCUGAACAAUUGUGUGCAGUGAGAGCCAUAUCGUCAGAUUGAGAGGAGAAAAAUCUGACUGCUUCACACUCAGCAAAACUGUAGACUCAAACAGAAUGACAUCAUUGGAAAAAAAAAGAUGAGACCUUGAGGUUCCUAAACUACACACCCUAAUAUUCAACUCCACAAACAGACAAGAGGAUAGUGAUCUAAAAAUUGUAUCAUAUCUGAGACUGCAUGUCAAAUGUUGACCUUGAGAUAUGUUGACUCAAAUGCAUCAUAAGAGGGCAGAAAACUGAUACAUUUACACUAAUGAUGAAUGUGUGUAAACAUCAAACCAGAACUGUAUCUUUGUAUACAUACAGAGAUACAUUUUAUUUUAAAUGAAAUGUGCUAAAUCUGUUGUUUUCUGUUUUCUGUUUCCAUGCUCACCUGAAGGUGGCAUCAUUAAGAAGACCUGCAGAUUUAAGAUCAACGCAGAUCAUCAAGGACACAUUUUCUUGACUUUAAAACCAACGGAGCGUCUCUGAGUGCUGGCCAACAGAUUUGUUGGAUUAGCACAGAUUCAUAGUUUGUUUGGAUCUAGACAUGGAGCUAACAGGACAGAGCAAACCAUCGGGAUCUUUUCACAAAAUCCUCAGACUGGUUAUGUUCAGUGUUUUUAUUCUUGGAUGUAUUGUGACUGCCUUUUUCAUGUACUAUAAACCAUCCCCCACUUUCUUAAACCAUCUAUUAGAGUCAUCAGAUUCCACAAGGAACAUCCAGCAUGUUGAUACUGAAACCAAUUACAAAAACAUGACUAUAGUUCUUGUUUGGUUGUGGCCCUUUGGUCAAACCUGUGAAAUGAACAUCUGCAGCUCUGCCUUCAACAUCGAGGGCUGCUUCAUUACAGCAGACAGAAAGUUCUACAACAAAUCGGACGGAGUCGUCAUCCAUCACAGAGACAUUGCUGGGGACCUGUCCAACUUGCCAAAAUUACAGAGGCCUCCGCUCCAGAAAUGGAUCUGGAUGAACUUUGAGUCACCGUCAAAUUCAGGCCAGCUUCCCGGGAUUAAUAACUUGUUCAAUCUGACUCUCAAUUACCGUCGAGAUUCCGACAUCCAAGUGCCUUCUGGGUCUAUUCUAGCAGCAGAUACUGUGGAGGACUUCGUACCACCAAGCAAAAACAAACUGGUCUGCUGGAUGGUCAGCAACUGGAGCCCUAAUCACGUGAGGUCAAAAUAUUACAAUGAGUUGAGAAACCAUGUUAACAUACAAACUUAUGGACGUGCCUUUAACAACUACAUCGCUGACAAAGAUUACAUCCCUACUAUGUCCAGUUGUAAGUUUUAUUUGUCCUUUGAGAACUCAAUCCACAAGGACUACAUCACUGAAAAACUAUACAUCCCCCUCUCUCUGGGCACAGUGCCAGUGGUUCUUGGCACAACCAGAGAAAACUAUGAGAACUUUGUUCCAAGAGAUGCUUUUAUCCAUGUGGAAGAUUUUAAGUCACCCAAAGAGCUGGCUGACUAUCUGCUUCUUCUGGACAAGAACGAAGAACUGUACCUUGGGUACUUUAAAUGGAGAAGGCACUUUAAAGUAAACAGACCCCAUUUCUGGGCAGAGCACACAUGUAAGGCCUGUGAUUACCUGAGACAACACAAAGAAUACAGGGCAUUCAAUAACCUUAACAAGUGGUACUGGGGCUGAUGGUGCUUAGAUGGACUAUGCAGCACUCAUCACCUCUAUAAGGUGGGACUCAGCACACAGAAAAAAAACAAUUACUUGGUGAGACAAACAUUAAGUUAAAAAUUUAGAUGUAAUAUUUAAUUCAGGCCUUUUUGAAGUACCAUCUCAUUUGUGAUUGUGAAGAUGUCACCUAUGCAGAGCACUGAAAUCAGAUGUGAAGGUAGUUUAACACUGUUGUGAACAAUUUUGGAAAUCUGUAGAUGUCUUUAAACAUUCUUUGAUGUUUACAUUUGCACUGCAGAUCUAAAAGAUGCUUCUCUUUACAUUUUGUGAAGGAUGAUCAAUGAUCGUAGUAGCAAUUACUUUCAGCGGGCAUGUCAUUAAGAGCUUGGUUUCUGUAGUUGGUACCAGAAAAAAAUGAUGUGAAUUGGAUUUUAUUUAGAAGGUUCCCUUGCAGCCUGAACAACCAUAAUUUUCAGCAUUGUCCAAGUCUUGACAUGAAUUAAAAAAAUAUGUUAAUAGUAUGGAGACUAUCUUACCUUCCUCUCUUCUUACCUUUUUUUUUCUGCUUAACUUCUUGUUUCAUUCUAUCCUUCAACACAAAAAAAAAACACUAAAUCUGUUUUUUUUUUACUUCUUGUAUUCUAAGUCCUCCUUUUCUUUCCUUUUUUCCUUCACUCUUCCAUCUCUUUUGUACUUUUCUAUUUUUUGUACAAAUCAGGAAUUAUUUUGUUAAUUUGCAGGUAUGGAGAUCAAAAACAUCUUGUACUAUGAAUGGGAUUAAAUCUCUUAUGUGUGGUUUCUACUGAAACUAUAAAAAAAAAAUUCUGCCAGUUUACUGAGACAUUUAGUGAGUCAGAACAAGUUUUUUGCCAAAUCAUUGUAUUUUGCCAAAUGUGUUCUAACUAUAGAUGUCUACUAGUAUAACUUAGAGAAUAAAUAUAUGUGUACGGUAAAUGAAUAAACCUGAAUGGUGUGACCUAA